Molecule: messenger RNA, 1577 nt
Organism: Strigops habroptila (Kakapo)
Lineage: Eukaryota; Metazoa; Chordata; Aves; Psittaciformes; Psittacidae
Gene: NDUFAF1
Product: NADH:ubiquinone oxidoreductase complex assembly factor 1
Exons: 5
Coding region: 368-1279 (303 amino acids)
Biological process (GO): mitochondrial electron transport, NADH to ubiquinone; mitochondrial respiratory chain complex I assembly
Cellular component (GO): mitochondrion
Source: RefSeq, a predicted model, not a curated record
CCGCCCUGUGAGGGGAGCGGGGCGCGGAGGAUGCGGCAGUAUCGGCCCAUUCCCCCCCGCGCCCCGCUCCCCUCAGGGUGCUCUCGCAGCACCACGAAUGCUUUAAUAGCCCACACCGAGCAGCGACCUCUCCGAAGGAACACCCCCCCCUCCGCCGUCGAUGAGGGGGGAGCUCGGUGGCUACAGCCGCCGGCGGAACUUGAGCGGUGUGGUACGUGUUGCCCCGCCGGGCCCGGAAGCGGCGGGACUCGCUGUUACCUCAGCGUCGAGGAGUCGGUGAAGGAAGGAGAGGGGUUUGAGGCGGCUGCGCUUAUGUUUCAAACCUGUUAACUGCCUUACUGGACGUGAAUUCUUCAAGUGUACCAGUAUGGCUCUGGCUGCCACGUUGCUGCACAACGCCUACUUCUGUGGGAGAUGCUGCAGGUACAAAGCUUUGCAGCCCUUCCUUGGACCUCUCCUCAGCGAUCCUGUGUCAAAAGCAUACAGCAGCUACAGGAGGCCAGGGUCACAGCCUGAGAAAAAAUCGACUUGGCAAAAUGUGGAUCUCAGUUUUAAGAAGAGCAUUGAAGUCUUAAAGACCCAGCUGAGCAUGCUGAAGGAGGAGACCAAAGAUCACUUAAUUGGACCUGGAGGCCAGUCAUUAAGCCAUUACCUGUUGGAACAGACAAGGGUGGUGUGGGAGUUUCGAAGCCAAGAAGAUUUAAAUAAAUGGAUUAUUUCCUCUGAUGUAGAGAUUGGAGGGAAAAGUGAAGUUUACCUCAAAUUGGGUAGGAAUAAUCAGGCUGCCAUGCUGUAUGGAACCCUCAAUACAGAAGUACCUCGUGAUGGGGAGACAAAAUACAGUGGAUAUUGUAGUAUGAGAGCUAAACCACUAGUGGGAUCUUUUGCUAGGAAGAAGUAUUACGACUGGUCCAACUUCAACUGUCUGUAUUUACGUGUGCGUGGUGAUGGCAGACCCUGGAUGGUAAACAUUUACACAGACCCUUACUUUUCUCAUCAAAAGGAUGACCUCUACAACUACUUCAUGUUCACCCGUGGUGGCCCGUACUGGGAGGAGAUAAAGAUUCCAUUCUCCAAAUUCUUUCUCUCCAGUCGGGGAAGAGUCCAGGAUGACCAGCAUCCUGUCUGGUUGGACAAGAUUAGUACCCUGGGAUUCACUAUUGGAGAUAAAGUAAAUGGUCCGUUCCAGCUGGAAAUUGAUUUUAUUGGUCUGCUGAACGAUAGAGCUCAUACAGAAGAAUUUGCCUACGAAACAUAUGAGAAGAAUCCUCCACUCUAAGCUGAGCAAAUGGCUUUUGGGACGUCCUUCAGGUGCUUCAUUCAUUUCUAUAAAACUUACAGUAACUUGAAGAUUCAAAGUAGAUGUUAAAGAGAAGCGCAUAAAGUGUUGACUGUAGUAAUCUGACUUAGAGUGGCAUCUUCAAGCUGCCAGACACAGGAUGCUGGAGGGACUGUACAUACAUGGACUGGAACACAGCCUGAGAAGAGGGGUGACCCGGUAGGAACUGGUGCCUGGGUAAGUUCUGGCUUCUGUCCUGACCUUCACAGAAAUAAAAGUAUUUCACGAGCUUCUUGUA